GUAACUGUGCCCUCUUGCCUGCGCACCGCCCCUCUCCCUCAGUCCGCAUUUGGUUCUGCAAAAGGAAUUGACGGGUGCUGUUUGGAAAAUCGGUCUGUCUUUAAGGAUUACUGAAGCCAAAAAACGAGACUUCUUGAAGACGAAAAGGUUGCUUUAUUAUUCCUAGCACUGUCUGAGACAACUUCGCAUGCUCUCCAUUGGUAGCCUAGUUAUGUAUCCUUAUCCUGGCUUUGAAAUAAGGAAAUGGAGAACUCAGUUGAUGUCUUCCUGAGUCGAUUAAACAAGGUGGACAUUACAUGGGAAGGACAUAUAGUCGUUAUUCACUAAUCAUCAUAACUGCAGUGUCCGUGCGUCAUCGAAGACAGGUUUCUGGUGGUUAUGGCAGCAAACACUCUGGAAUGAAGUGUGAAAAAUAACAUUCCAGGCGCAGGUAACUUCAAAUUGAUAUGCUGUAAAACAUCUACAUCAUGGAUGUCUUUAAAGGUGUCUUGGGCAUGGAUGUUGUAAUUAUUCGACAAGUUGAAUAGUUGGAUCGCCUACACAUUGCCAUUACGCACGAAUAUUUUCGCGUCCAAUUCUUUACAAACGUUAACAGUAUGCUAUAGUGUUUAUAUGGGUUUGUUUUCGUUAAUGAAAAGAUUAAAAUGAGCCUUUUAUUUACGCAAAUGAAUAGGCCUACACCUUCGCAUCGAUGAGGUAUAGCGAAUCCAACCAAAUCGUCUUUUGAUGGUGUGCCUGAACUUGAGAGGUUUUCUGAUACUUCAAGGGAGUCUUUUCUGUUUAAACGGAGCGUUCAUCCGUGUGAUAUUUGACAGUCUACAUAUUCCGGAGUUUACUUGCUCAGUAGAGAGCAACCUGUUUCUCAUGCCACCACUUGGAGACUGAAGGGAGCCUACCCAAGAUUUGUCCUCACAGACUCUUUUGAAUGAAAAGUAGCCUAGUCGAAGAAAAAGCUUUUCAAAUGAUUACAGGGCUCUGGUAACUUUAACGUUGUUUACCACCUAAAUUGUGUUAUGUACAGGCGUCGGAAAGCAAUGUUUUGGAGACCAACAUUUCGAACAUUCAAUACAUAUCAACAUGUAGGCUAAAUGGUUGUAAUAUUUAAUUGGAAUUAAUUACAUGCUACAGGUUGUUUUUAGUGAACAUGCAAGUUUCUGCAAUCUAUAAGGAGACAGGAGAGUGCUUAUUUUUCACUAGAUCGUUCAAGAAAUUGUAAAAAAUAUGUUACAAUAUCGUUAUGAUGUAAUUGGUAAGUGCAUUUUCUGAUUCAAAGAUAAAAAGGACAAAUCUACGUUUUGAGGGCGAAGAGGAAGGUGUUCUGUGUUGCAACAGGCAUUAAUUUACAGCAGUCAGAGAUGAAGGAAAAGUCCAAGAAUGCGGCGAAGACGAGACGAGAGAAAGAAAAUGGAGAAUUUUAUGAACUGGCGAAAUUACUGCCUUUACCUUCAGCCAUCACCUCACAACUGGAUAAGGCUUCAAUAAUUCGGCUGACAACCAGUUACUUGAAGAUGAGAGCCGUGUUUCCGGAUGGGCUGGGGGAGGCCUGGGGCCAACCUACCAGAAUCAGCCCUCUGGACAACAUGGCAAAAGAACUGGGAUCCCAUCUACUGCAGACUCUGGACGGCUUCGUAUUCGUUGUAGCUUCAGACGGCAAAAUCAUGUACAUCUCUGAGACUGCAUCAGUCCACCUCGGCCUAUCCCAGGUGGAGCUGACGGGCAACAGUAUAUUUGAGUACAUCCACCAAUCAGACCAUGAUGAGAUGACGGCCGUGCUCAGCGCCCAUCAGCCCCUCCACCAUCACUUCCUGCAAGAGUACGAAAUUGAGCGCUCUUUUUUCCUGAGGAUGAAGUGUGUAUUGGCCAAGCGUAAUGCAGGACUGACGUGUGGAGGAUAUAAGGUGAUCCACUGCAGUGGGUAUUUGAAGAUCCGUCAGUACGUGAUGGACAUGGCGCUGUUUGACUCGUGCUAUCAGAUCGUGGGUCUGGUGGCGGUGGGCCACUCCCUGCCUCCCAGUGGUAUCACAGAGAUCAAGCUCCAUAGUAACAUGUUCAUGUUCAGGGCCAGCCUGGACCUCAAGCUCAUCUUCCUGGACUCUAGGGUGGCUGAGUUGACGGGACACGAACCCCAGGACCUGAUCGAGAAGACACUAUACCACCACGUGCACGGCUGUGACGCAUUCCAUCUACGCUUCGCUCACCACCUCUUGUUGGUGAAAGGGCAGGUCACCACUAAGUACUACCGUAUGUUGUCCAAGCACGGGGGCUGGGUGUGGGUGCAGAGCUACGCCACCAUCGUCCACAACAGCCGCUCCUCCAGACCCCACUGCAUCGUCAGCGUCAACUAUGUUCUCACGGACGUAGAGUAUAAAGAUAUGCAGCUGUCUCAGGAGCAGAGUCGAGCGGCCAAAUCCAGCUUGGUCUUUAAGAGUGGCCCGGCCUCCUCUCAGGACCCCCGCAAACAACAUAAGGCCAAAGCAGUCAAGAUCAAGAGCAAACUCAAAACAGCCCCCUACCCUCAGCCCAACAUCACCUACCAUCCAGACAAGCUGGACUGCUCCCCCCAAGGAGAGGCCUGGAAGGAGAGCCCCCUGUACACCCUGACCCCCUGCCAGGGGCAGAGCUCUGGCCCCUCUGGAGGCCCAGAAGCUGAAGAGGUCCUGUUUAGCAUCAGCGCCCCGUAUGGCCUCUCCUUCCCCAACCCAUAUGGGCACCUACCCCACACGGACUCCCAGAGAAGGGUACGACCCACUCAGGGUUCCUCUUCCGCCUCGCCCUCCCCGGCUUCCCCCAGCCUGGCCGCCCGGCAGCUGCUCAGCUCCCUGCAGGAUCGAGGGGGCGAGGAGCGCUGGAGCUGUGCCAACGCCAAAAGCCAUCCCGGUCACGCCCCGAGGCGCUCUGUUGCAUCGUGUGCCAUCACCACUGCCACUGCAGCAGCGUAUUCCGGCCCUACAGCGAGCAGGGGGUACCCCCCCAGCGAACCCCUCCAUGGCGUCCUCUCCAGCUGUGCGACCCUGCGCCCUAUCCGCAGGUACAAGGAAGAGCCCUACGAGCAUCACACACUUGGCCAGAGGAAGACCACAGAGGACCGCCUGCCCUCCCAGUCACAGGCCACGAAAGAGGACAGCAAGCUGCCGUUCAACCGAGACCCCCUCCACAAGGUCUCAGAGGGAGGUGGUUGCAUAGUAGGGGAGAAGCCUUUGUCCUGUCCUCUGCUGAGUAGCUCUGUGCUGGAGAAGGCGAGCUAUAAGCAGUCCGGGUCUCUCCACGGCCUGGGCCAGCCCUUCCCCAUGCAGGUGGUGCUGGAGCAGCACAGGAGGCUGUGUAUGAUGGAGUCCCCCUACAGCCACAGUGCCACUGGCCCCUUGGAGCACACGGACAGCAAUUGGGAGCGGAGGACCCCCAAGCUGCUGGAGCCUGAGGCGGGGGAGAGGAGGAUGUGGAUGGGGGUUGGAGUUGAAGUUGGGGUUGGGAUGGGGGUGGGAGUUGAAGUUGGGGUUGGGAUGGGGGUGGGAGUUGGGGCAGGCCUGCCGGCCCAGGCUCCGUACAUGUCUUUGAACCUCCACCACGUCUUGGCCAAACACAGCUCCUUCCAGGCCCCGCCCUACGCUGCCCUCGGCCAUUUGUCGGACAGCUACAGUUACCGUGGUGAUGAAAUGGGUUCUUAUGGCUACAAGAACCAAAGCCCCGCCUCUGGCUCCUCCCCUGAGACCCACAGGGAGAUCCCUCAUUACAUCGGCACGUCCGUCAUCAUCACCAAUGAGAGGUGACACGGCCUGGGAUUGAAGGUCAAGAAGGGACAGACACUCUUAGACUUCAGCCUUUUUGGUCAGAAACAGACCAUGACCAAAAGCUGUAUCAGUGACUAUUUUACUGUGUCAGACAUAAGUCGAGUCACUUUCUGGGGACCCCCAUUUCUGUUUUUCCCGAUGCUUUCUACACAGAUAAACCAACGUCAGACUUCUGUAAGGAGCAGCCAGGAAUUUCAGGUUUCUUGAAUACAUUAUAUUUUUGGCAUACAGUUUAGCCAAUAGCAUAUGUAAUGCAUUGCCACAUUCUAGUUCAAAGCCAUUUCUUUUGAUAAGACCUCAAUCACCUUUGAGCCAUACAGUACAUCAUUUGAGGUACAAAUUGCCUGUGAAGAAUACACCCCUCUAAUGUUGUAACUCAUAGAGGUACCUAUCCUACAGACCUGAACAAGAAGAGACUAUAGAAUGUAGCAUGAGUUCAACCCAAUUCGCAAGCUAGUUCAAGUGCAAACUGUUUCCAAUGCUCGUAUAAAUUAUGCCAACAGAAAAAUUACAGUUGCAAAAGUAUUGAACGUGGACAAUGUCUUGCACACAGUAAUGAGGGAAAAUAUCAUUCAUCCUCUUUUGAAGUUGGAAUUAAUUUGGUAUAUUCUACCCAUGGCAGAGAUUGGAAAGUAAUGUGUUUAUUUAUUAUUGUGCAACACAUGCAGCUUGCUUAUUUAUGAAGGAAACUAGGGUCUAACAAGUAUAAUGAAAAAAAAAAUACUGCAUUGGGGGAAAUGAAAUGAAAUAAAACAAGGUAGUUUGCUUUCAUUCUGAAUAAACAAUUCAAAUGAAAUGUCAUGCCAGACAGUCAUUGUCCAUUUCUAUUUUCAGCUCUUCUUUAUUCCUCAGAAUGCAUUGUGAAUAUCAUCUGGUUAUUGAAGAGGUCUGUGGUCAUUGCUAUGAUAUCAAUCACGUCAAAUGUCCAAAUAUGGAGCACUUUUAUAUAAUAGUUACAUAUAACCUUCUUACUUUCUUUCUAUGAGGUCAUCUUGAAGUACACCUUACGUCCGUUCUCCUGCCUGUAUCCCAUCAACCUGGUAAAAUGGGACAUACAAAUAUAUGUAUGUGGGAGUGUGUAACUGUCCAUCCACUGUGGUCUUCUGUAUCCAUACACCACUCCACAUUCCCCUUAGGACACAUAUAGACAGUCAGGGAGUUAUUUGGACAAGCCCGUCACACAUCCAGGGGUUCACAUCUACACAGUCCGAUGACAGCCAAGGACCACUGGAGACACUCCAUGUUAACACCUAAACUCAAACACAAAUCAGCAGAAGCUCUGAAAGUACUAGGCACUUCCAUAAAAACGGUAUUAUUCUCAUAUCAGUGUUAUGUACAGUAUAUCAACAAUGGUCCCAUUUAUUUCUAAAGCAACCUAAA
Oncorhynchus tshawytscha (Chinook salmon) is the source of this 5168-nucleotide messenger RNA. RefSeq names its product single-minded homolog 2-like. NCBI's taxonomy places the organism in Eukaryota, Metazoa, Chordata, Actinopteri, Salmoniformes, Salmonidae. Gene Ontology annotation, biological process: regulation of transcription by RNA polymerase II. The coding region runs from base 1356 to 3767 and encodes 803 amino acids. Gene Ontology annotation, molecular function: DNA-binding transcription factor activity, RNA polymerase II-specific; protein dimerization activity; RNA polymerase II transcription regulatory region sequence-specific DNA binding. The record is from RefSeq and is a predicted model, not a curated record. The transcript has 11 exons.